UUAAAGACUUGCUGAAUUUCUAGGCAAGAGCAGCAACGACCGACGCCUCUUCCAACUCUCUACAGCACUUCUACAGCACGAUGCCCAAGACUCCCGCCUGGUCGCCCAAGCCUGCCAUCGAGAAGCUCCCGCUCGCCGUUCGCAAAGAUAUCCGAGAUAACUUUGAUUCGAAGAAGGAGGCGCUGCAAGAGCGCAUCAAGACGGCACUUGGAUCCGAGUAUACCAUCAGUGUGAAGCCAGGCGAGGUGUGGGCCUAUGCUGAGGACGGCAACACGUCCGCGGGCAGCUGCUUCAAUGGCUACUUCGAGGGGUUCGUGACUGGACUGGAGAGCUUCCUCAAGACUUAUGGCGACAACGGGAAGCAGUAUUUCAACGAUGCCGUCAAACAGUCUGAGAUCACCCUCGAGGUGAACCCCAACGGUGACAAGGGCGAGACCAUUAGCGCCGAUGUCAAGGAUGGUGUCUACCGCAUUCUCUUCCGCCACGACCGUCUCGGCUACAACCAAAACUGGCAAGAAAGCACGAUCCUUCCCGCAGUCGAGGGCGUCGAAACCGCGGGCUUCUCUCUGUCGGCCAAACACUCGAUUGACGACAAGUACGACGAGGAGAUCGACGAGUGCAAGGAGGCCAUCAGCAAGAUCCUCGGAGCCGAGUUUACACUGGACCCCAACUUCGAGGAGGUCUACAAAGCCCUCUCCACGGGGAUCACUGACUCCAAGGACUGGGAGUCUGGUUUCGGCGGGAUUGUGCUCCGCUACUUCCAGGGUCUGCAGUACCAGCUUGAGCGCCAGGGUUUCAAGGACGACGACAUGCUCCAGGAGGGUCUCCAGGAGACCAUCGAGUCCAAAACGUUCCGUAUCCGCGUCCUACCCAAGACCAACAGCACGACCGAGACCGUGAUUGAGGACGGGGUCGUGUACCUCCAGACUCGGCCCGAUCGGUGGGGGUACAACACCAACGACAUGGGAGAGGGGCUCGUCAACUUGCUCUAGCACGUAGCUGUAAUUCCAUAGAUACCCCGUGAAACCGAUGACCUGUGAAAUCCCAUACUUUUU
This is a messenger RNA of Mycena citricolor, 1055 nucleotides long. Lineage: Eukaryota; Fungi; Basidiomycota; Agaricomycetes; Agaricales; Mycenaceae. The record is from the annotation of a GenBank genome assembly.